AUGAUGACGGACCCUCUAAGUGUUGCGGCUAGCGUUACUGCUCUUCUUGGCUUGACUACUUCAUUGGUGAAAUACAUCAAUGGUACAGUAAAUGCAUCGGAAGAUAAAAAGAAGUUAUCAGCUGAGAUACGCGAUACCACCGUUGUCCUUGCGACGCUGCGAGAGCUAGUUCAGCCUCAUGCCCAAGAAGAUCUGCUUCCCGCGGCUGGGACCCUUAAUGCCCUCGCCAGAAUUAUGGCUGGCCUUGAAAAGACGCUAGUUCCUCUGAAGGCAAGGUUAAACAGUGAUGGAAGGUUGAAACUCCAAGGGAUUCUAGCUUGGCCCUUUCACGAAAAGGAAGUGCGCGAGACCCUUGCGGCAGUCGAACGACACAAGAUGUCGCUUAGCCUCACCUUACAAGAUAUUCAAUUAAGGACGUCUCGAGCAAUCACAGAGAGAAUCAAGAGUUUGCAGAUCGGUAUUGGUCAAUUAGCUAUCGCAAAAACCGAAUUACAAUUCGAUGAAGCCUUAGAGUUACUUUCCGCACCUGACUCGUCGAUUAAUCAUAGAACGGCAUAUGAACUAUAUGAGCCGACUACCUGCUCGUGGCUCGUGAACUCGGAACGCUUUAACCGCUGGCUCAACUCUCCUUCUGUUCUCUUACUAUCUGGAAUGCCCGGAUGCGGUAAAACUGUCCUCUGUUCUGCAGUAAUCGAACGCGUAAGGUCCCACGUGAUCGGAAAACCGGCCGUUGGGCUUGUGUAUUUUUAUUUUGAUUUUCAGGAGGAGCAAAAACAAAGCGUGGAAGGACUUCUGCUUUCGGUCAUCGUUCAAUUGGUGUAUCAACAAGAGAAGCUCCCUGUUCAGUUCAGAUCGCUUUGUGACGAUUUCAAAGAGCGCCGGGGCAAGUUGCGUGGAGAGAAAUUGUUGAAAGCUCUUCAUGCAACUAUCGAACAAUUUCACCGAGUGUAUCUAAUCCUGGAUGCAUUAGACGAAUGUGGCGAACGGCAAGGGGUUAUGAGCUUGAUUGCUAAUCUCGUUCGCUCUCAUGCAGGAUUUAGUAUACUGGCCACAAGUCGUGACACUACGGAGAUCAGUCGUUCCGCUCUAGGACAGGUUUCAACGAAUGUGAUCUACAUGUCACUCGACAAUGUGAAUAUGGACAUUCGGACCUAUGUGGUCAACUCUUUAUCGAGGGAUCCUAAGUUGCGAGAGCGACCGAGUCAUGUCAAAGCAGAGAUAGAGGCCGCAUUGACUUCAGGUUCUCAUGGAAUAGAAACUUUGAGAUCGAUGCCAAAAACGUUGGCGAAGACUUACGAUAUGAUAUUGGCGAGAAUAGAUACGUAUUACCAGAAACAAGCGUACGAGGUGCUUCAGUGGUUAGCCUUUGCUGUGCGACCUCUCCGAUUGGCUGAAAUUGCAGAGACACUGAUUAUCAAGCCUGGCGUCAUAGCUCUGUCUGAGGACGACAGGCUGUUUUCUGAAUUUGACAUCCUCACUAUUGGCUCGAGCCUUAUACGGAUAUCUAACGGUGAUGAAGUGCGGCUUGCACACUACUCUGUUAAAGAGUAUUUGAUGUCUAGUCGGCUCAAAUCAACGGCUUUGUCCUCCUUCCAUAUUACGGAGCAACCGGCAAAUCAAUACCUGGCUCAUGCAUGUGUCACUUAUCUACUCCUAUUGAAUCGGCCUGAACGUCUUUCGCUGGAAUCAUUUACGAAGCUCCCACUUCUCAACUACGCUGCGAUGCAUUGGCGAGACCACGUAAAUAUUGCUUUCCGGGCAGGCUACCGGGAAGAAUCAUCUAAAAGUUUUCUUUGUGACAUCUUGCGGCUCAUGGACCAGAGUCAAGGCUCGGCUUAUCUUAACUGGCUCCGCGUUUCCGAUCCGGAUGACUGGUAUCUGCGCGACCUAUCAAAAAGAGAGCAAGAUGUCCCUAAGAGCCUCUACUACGCGUCUCUCCUUGGUCUAUACAUUGUCACAGAAGCACUCAUAGACCGAGGAGUUGACGUCAAUGCACGAGGUGGACUCUUUGGCAACGCGCUCCAGGCAGCUGCGUUCCAAAAUCACCACCAAAUUGUCCGUUUACUCUUACAGAAUGGCGCUGAGAUUAAGCUCAAUGAGGGCCUUCAUUAUUCGGCCCUGAAUGCAGCCGCCGUGAACGGAGGUGAAGCUAGCUUCCGUAUUCUCUUGGAUACAUGCUUCGCAGGAAGAUGCAAUGACUCUAAGCUUGUUGGCAGUAGCCUGGUCGCGGCCGCCGCCUCGGGGAACGUGGAAAUUGUGACGUUACUUUUAGACCAUGGCGCAGACGUUAACUUCCGAGGAAAUGAUUCAGUGGCCCUUAACAGUAUCCUUGCUGGCAGUCCAAUCGCUGCCGCCUCAUUUCAAGGCCACAAGGGUGUUGUACAGCUAUUGAUAGCUUGGGGGGCAGAUGUCAAUGCGAAGGGGGGCCGCUACGGCAAUCCAUUGCAAACUGCAUCACGGGCAGGUUUUGAUUGCAUUGUGGAGCUUUUGUUAGAUUAUGGGGCUGAUGUGAACGCCCAAGGGGGCGUUUAUAAAACAGCGCUCCAAGCUGCCUCGGCCGGCGGCCAUCAAAGCACCGUCAGACUGCUCCUGGAGAGAGACGCGAAUGACACGCGCUAA
Molecule: messenger RNA, 2619 nt
Organism: Penicillium robsamsonii
Lineage: Eukaryota; Fungi; Ascomycota; Eurotiomycetes; Eurotiales; Aspergillaceae
Exons: 4
Coding region: 1-2619 (872 amino acids)
Molecular function (GO): ATP hydrolysis activity; protein binding
Source: RefSeq, a predicted model, not a curated record